Megalops cyprinoides (Indo-Pacific tarpon) is the source of this 2102-nucleotide messenger RNA. Its product is annotated as hereditary hemochromatosis protein homolog. Bases 151 to 1146 code for a protein of 331 amino acids. The transcript is spliced from 8 exons. Gene Ontology annotation, biological process: immune response. The record is from RefSeq and is a predicted model, not a curated record. Gene Ontology annotation, cellular component: external side of plasma membrane. NCBI's taxonomy places the organism in Eukaryota, Metazoa, Chordata, Actinopteri, Elopiformes, Megalopidae.
CUGCGAGCAACAUGCAUCUGUCCCAGAAAGUCGGUGGAUUGCGUGAGACAUACAGGAAGCGCGACAGAAGUGAAACUACGCUCCGAGUGGAAAUGUUUCUGCCCGCCGUACAGCAUUAGGAGAACCUAAACUUCCACAGCAGACGUGGAAAUGGUAAUCAUGGAAGCCCAGAAGGUUUGUGCCCUGUUGAGCUGGAUCCUAGGUGUCAUUGUGGCCAACGACUAUACAGGAAACCACAGUUUGAUCAUUUUCGUGACCUUCGCUCCUGGACACAGCUCCCUGCCUGAGUACACUUCCUAUGGCAUGCUUGAUGACCUGAGAGUAUUCCACUAUGAGAGCAACUCAAUGACCUUUUCCAGUCCUCUGAAGCAUCACUCAUCUCUCUCCUCUGUUUGGAGGGACCUCGAAACCUGCACGACUUUCAAGUCCGGCUUCUUCAGACGUUUCAUAAGAGAUGCAAAUGAAACACUGGGGCUGAAAGGACCAAUUCUGCAGUUAAUCUACGGUUGCCACCUGGACGAGGAAGGAAACCAGCAGGGACUGUACCAUUUCUCUGUCAAUGGGGAGCACAGUCUCACGCUGGACCAGGAGAGUAUGAGCUGGACCACUUACCAUCCACAUGCACUGGGGUUUAAGGACAUUCUGGAUGGCUUCAAAAUAUGGAACCGCAAUAAUAUGAUGUACAUAAAACAAGACUGCGUCCCGAGACUGAAGAAAUUUUAUGAGCAUGGAGAGGCAACAAUCAGCCGAAAAGUUCGCCCCGAGGUCGCCCUCACAGCCAGAGAGGCCGGAGCAGUAGUGGUCCUCGUGUGCGUGGUGACCGGGUUCUACCCCAAGGAGAUCUUGGUGGCCUGGGAGCGGGACGGGAGUCUCAUCUCUGAAAACGUGUUGUCCACAGACCUCCUACCCAACCAUGACCUGACCUACCAAGUGCAAAAAUCCCUGGACAUCCUCAGCGAUGACAAGCACAAGUACUUGUGCCGUGUGGAGCACAGCAGCCUCGAUGAGCCCCUGCGAGUCCACUGGGACCCCUAUAACGUGGGACUGUCUUCAAAGCACAUUGGCAUACUGGGUGUGCUUAGUUUUGUGGCAGUCGUUCUGCUUACAAUAUGUGUCGUCAUCUGCCUGAAACGGAGACGAGGCUAGAACAACUGCACGGUCAACAAGCACAAAGGGUCAAUCAACAAGCAUGAGUGAAAGCUUUUGUGAUUCAUGCUCAGUGUUGUCCAGUCAAGAAGUCAUAAUUAUGAUGUUACAAGCCCACUAAGAGGAUAACACAGGGUGGUGUCAUACAUUUGACGAGACUGGUUUGCGUGGCAGACAAUGGUAAGUUCACCACAGAAAACAUGAGACUCGUUCAUCUGUGCUCUUUUAUACCGAAAUAUAAAAAAACGUGCCCGGGAUGUCAUAUCUAUGCCUUAAAAUCUCUGAGCCUUGUUAGGCCAGACUGUGUCAUAAACAUGUAUUAUUUGGCAGUUAAUGGGAAGCUGGGAAGUAGACACUCACAUUGCAACAACAUUCGUUUUACCUAGAGCAGCGUUUCCACUGACCCACCUUCUCUGCAUGUGUGCCUUCCACGUGCAACACAGUGUGGUGAUAUGGACUUUAAUUAAUAAUACUUUUGUGUGUUUGCACUUUACUUUAUAAUGGAGGAAGGCAUAUGGGUGUUUGUGCUUUUCUUUCUCUUGUUUUGGAGAGAUCUCCAGGAAGGAUCUUGGUGUAUGGCACUCGUUAAUAUGCAAAUCCAAAUCCAUGCAGCUCGAGAGGGACGUAAGACUCCUAUCUGGCUACAAGUGCUUUCUGUCUUUGGUAUUUUUCCCAAAAUAUCCACGGUACUUAACAUGACUGGACUCUGGGCCAGUCCACUGUAAUAUCAGGGGCUGGCUAACAUACUUUGGGGUCAGGUUGAUUUCACUUGGAAAUGCCUCAUACAACAGAUAAAUAACCAACAGCGGGAUGAGUGGAAAUGUGACUUAUGUUGCCUUUGGAAGCUUAUGUGUUUAUUACUUAACUCUAACUUAUUUGACAUUGUAAUAUAUAUUUAAAUUGCUAUACCUUUGAUGUGUUAAGUUAUUUGAUGUAUUUUGUAAGCUGUAAACUGU